CUGCGCUGGUUUUUGAAGUAAUAAACAUAGCUACAAUGUUGUGAAGAAACAUUCGGCCAGCAAGCUGCGCCGUUAGUCGGGUAAUUGGAAGGUUCGGUAAAUGUCAGAUCUCUCGGUAAAUGCCUCAUAAAACGGAGUUCGUUGCCAAGGCAACUGUUCAUUAUUACUUGAACGCGAAGGUGCCAACGCCAUAAAAUUGAUUAGUUCCUUUAGAAUGAAUUGGAGCGAUCAGCAAAGCUGUACAAGCGUUCCGCCAUUUCAAGUUUUCAUCCACUGAGGAAUAGAUGAAAGGAAUACAAAUUCAAAAUGCUGAAGGAAGGGAAUCGUCUUCACUGGCGAUUGGGUUCUGAGGGAGAUAUGUGUCUUCUGUUCUUGGUAACCCAGCUGUGCUGCUUUCAAUACGUUCACUGCGGAUUUAGAGCAAUUUCUUUGAGUGGAAAGCCAACAUCACAGAGCACAACGCACAGCAGUCCUUUCCCUUCGUACAAGGCGAUCGAUGGAAUUCCAUCUACGUUCGCACACACGAUUGAUGAUGGUGGUGACCCGCAUCCAUGGUGGAAAAUCGACCUUCAAAAUGAACACUGCGUGGGACAAAUCACGGUCCAGAUCCGAUUGGAUUGCUGCGGGCUAAAUCGCUUCCUCGGCACCGUGGUGCGAGCAGGACUGAGCGCCAACUACGCCGAGAAUCGACCGUGCAGCUCGCCGGCCACCGCGGCCCAGUCCUCGCAAGGAACGGUGACCGAGUUCCCGUGCGACACGCCCCGCAUGGCUCGGUACGUCAGCCUGGACAUUGAUCCGUCGAGCUCCGGGGUAACGACGCCGAUCCUGCAAAUUGCCGAGUUGACCGUGGAGGAGCACACGACCAUCAGAGCAUGUGACCCUCGCAUCAUUCAGUCGACCAAAUUUGAGAGGCUGCACAAGAAGGGUCUGAUCGACAACCCCAACCCGUUGUCGACCAAGACCACCAGAUCCUUGACCACCUGCGCCGAUUUAUGCACGAAGGAGACCGACUGUUUUUCCUUCGAUUUCGGCAAGAGUCUCAAGCAGUGCCGACUCUACAAUCUCAACUCAACGGACAUAGUGAUGACACCCAACGAUGAAUUCGCGGUUUAUAGCGCACUCAACUGA
Messenger RNA from Patiria miniata (bat star), 1128 nucleotides. RefSeq lists its product as uncharacterized. The record is from RefSeq and is a predicted model, not a curated record. The coding region runs from base 307 to 1128 and encodes 273 amino acids. The transcript is spliced from 5 exons. Lineage: Eukaryota; Metazoa; Echinodermata; Asteroidea; Valvatida; Asterinidae.